Molecule: messenger RNA, 540 nt
Organism: Chiloscyllium plagiosum (whitespotted bambooshark)
Lineage: Eukaryota; Metazoa; Chordata; Chondrichthyes; Orectolobiformes; Hemiscylliidae
Source: RefSeq, a predicted model, not a curated record
UUCCUGUGAGGGAGAAGGGCAAGGAUGGCAGGAGAAGGAACUCUGGAUGACAAGAGAUAAUGGAAGAGGAAAGGUCGGUAUGAAAGCGCGCACCAAGGCGAAGUCUCGGUCGUCCCGGGCUGGCCUGCAGUUCCCGGUGGGCCGUAUUCACAGGCUCCUGAGAAAGGGUAACUAUGCUGAGCGUGUGGGGGCCGGAGCGCCGGUCUAUCUGGCUGCGGUGCUCGAGUAUCUGGCGGCUGAAGUCCUCGAACUGGCCGGGAACGCGGCCCGGGACAACAAGAAAACCCGCAUCAUCCCCAGGCACCUGCAGCUGGCCGUGCGCAACGACGAGGAGCUCAACAAGCUGCUGGGAGGGGUGACCAUCGCUCAGGGAGGGGUGCUGCCUAAUAUCCAGGCCAUGCUGCUGCCCAAGAAAACCGCUCCCACGAAAAAGUGAAGAGGCUGAUCUUGACUCUGACAACCCAAAGGCUCUUUUCAGAGCCGCUCACAAUAUCCGAGAAAGAAACUAGACCCCCACCUCUUAUUUUUGCCUUAAACCAA